This is a messenger RNA of Zygosaccharomyces rouxii, 1242 nucleotides long. It is a transcript of the gene GCV1, whose product is annotated as glycine decarboxylase subunit T. Gene Ontology annotation, cellular component: mitochondrion. The transcript has a single exon. Lineage: Eukaryota; Fungi; Ascomycota; Saccharomycetes; Saccharomycetales; Saccharomycetaceae. Gene Ontology annotation, molecular function: protein binding; aminomethyltransferase activity. The record is from RefSeq and is a predicted model, not a curated record. Bases 1 to 1242 code for a protein of 413 amino acids. Gene Ontology annotation, biological process: glycine catabolic process.
AUGAGGUGGCAUCACAACAUCGAUUGUUCAAUUAAACGACCCUCCCCUCCAAAGGAUACUGCUGCCAUGAUUAGAUCCGUUAGGUUUAACUCCACACAAGCCGGCCUAAAGAAAACCGCUCUGCAUGAUUUACAUGUAGAACUGGGUGGUAAUAUGGUCCCCUUUGCUGGAUAUUCCAUGCCGGUUGCCUACAAGGGUCAGUCGCAUAUUGAAUCUCACAGGUGGACCAGAACCCAUGCAGGGCUAUUCGACGUCUCCCACAUGCUACAGAGUACUCUUCAAGGUAAAGAUGCCGUCAACUUUCUUCACAAGGUGACCCCCACGGACUUCCAACAACUACAUCCUGGUGUUGGCACUCUAUCUGUCCUUUUGAACCCUAACGGCGGGAUAGUAGAUGACACAUUAAUCACCAAACAAAGCGCGCAUGAUUUCUACAUGGUUACGAAUGCCGCCUGCGCCGAAAGGGAUUCACAGUUUCUAGUCGAUGAAUUAAAAUCCGUAGCAGACGCCAAGUGGACCCCAAUCACAGACAGAUCUCUACUGGCAUUGCAAGGUCCCGAUGCCCACAGGGUCUUGCAGCAUGUGUUAGCUUGGGACCAGUCACUGGCCGAUCUGUACUUCGGGCAGAGACGCUCCUACAAACUCUUCAACGGGGCCUAUAUAGACGUCGCCAGGUCUGGUUACACCGGCGAAGACGGAUUCGAAGUUAGCAUUCCUAACGAAGAUGCCUUACAGUUUGCCCAAUCGCUUCUCGAUAACGAGAUGACCAAGCCAAUUGGAUUAGCCGCUAGAGACAGUCUGCGUCUAGAGGCUGGUUUAUGUCUCUACGGCCAUGAACUCGACGAAUCUAUCACACCCGUGGAAGCCGCUCUCAGCUGGGUUAUUUCCAAAAGCAGAAGGAACAUCACCGAAGGUGUCAAAUUCAACGGUUACGACAAAAUUAUAGAUCAGAUCAACAACAAAACUCACAAGAGCCUACGUGUGGGCUACAGAUACCAGACCAAAGGCCCCGCUGCCAGAACUGGUUCCAAGAUUUUCCUCCCAGACGGAAAGACUGAAGUGGGCCAUGUAACUUCGGGUAGCGCUUCGCCCAGUCUAGAUAACAUAAACAUCGGCCAAGGUUACGUGCUAAAGCCUCACAACAAGAGAGGAACCAACCUUUUGGUACAGGUAAGAAACAAGUUAUUGCCCAUUGAGCUGGUGAAGAUGCCUUUUGUUCCUUCCAACUACUAUAGAGGAUAA